Molecule: messenger RNA, 591 nt
Organism: Vollenhovia emeryi
Lineage: Eukaryota; Metazoa; Arthropoda; Insecta; Hymenoptera; Formicidae
Product: extensin-like
Exons: 3
Coding region: 1-591 (196 amino acids)
Source: RefSeq, a predicted model, not a curated record
AUGCCACCCACGACGUCGCCGUCGUCGCAAACGACGUCGACGGCGACGAGGACGACAACGAGGGCGACAACAACGGCGACGACGGCAACGGCGGCAACGGCGGCAACGACGUCGACAUUGCCACGGACGACGGCGACGACGUCGACAUCGCCAGGGACGACGGCGACGGCGGCGGCGUCCACAUGGGGGCCUAGGCCCCGGUACCAAAGCCAAAGAAGGCUGAAAGAGAUCAUUCGCCGAGAGAUGAUGAAAGAGCAGAUGAAAAAGAUGAGGCCGCCGCCGCCACCGGCGUACCCGAUGCCGUCGCCGCCGCCGCCGCCGCCGCCGCAACCGGCGUAUUCGAUGCCGAUGUACCUGCCGCCGACGCCGGCAUAUCCAACGCCGACGUACGCGGCACUGGCACCGGCGUACCCGACGACACCGUACGUGCAGCCGACGACACCGUACGUGCAGCCGACGACACCGUACGUGCAGCCGACGUACGCGCCGCCGACGUACGCGCCGCCGACGUACGCGCCGCCGACUACCCGCCGCCGACGACCCGCUGUCGACGUACCCGAUGCCACCGUUCUUCCAUUAGAAAACGUAUAG